Silurus meridionalis is the source of this 483-nucleotide messenger RNA. RefSeq names its product tachykinin precursor 4 (gene tac4). Lineage: Eukaryota; Metazoa; Chordata; Actinopteri; Siluriformes; Siluridae. The record is from RefSeq and is a predicted model, not a curated record. The coding region runs from base 73 to 405 and encodes 110 amino acids. The transcript has 5 exons.
UCCAGUUUCUCAGAUAGAUUAGCAACUGCAUUCAUCUGUUUAAUUUUAUUUCAGUCACCUUUAAAUUUCACAAUGGAGCUUUUUAAAUUUUCCAUUCUGGCCUUUGCUAUAUACGCACAGUUACACACUGGUGCGUCAAGUUUCAAUGAGGACACUGAUGUCUGGUCCCUGGAGAAUUGGCAGGGCGAUCCAGCAGAAAGUGGUUUCUCUCUACGCUUUAAUGAUCUGCUGAAGCACUCCAAAUCACACCAGUUUCAUGGGUUAAUGGGCCGAAGUUUAGAAAUUGCUCCACCCCGGCAACUCGGUCGGAAAAUCACAGGAACUAAUGGGGAGACGUUUGUAGGACUGAUGGGCAAAAGAUCUUCAAAGCGGGAUUUUGAAGAGUUACCAGACAAGCUACAGUGAUGCUGCAACAUUACUAUCAUUCUGUAAUGUUCGAAUCGUGUUCAAGAAAAAGAUUUUCAAUAAACACUGAAUUUGUAC